AUGGCUGGAUCAGCUUUAGAUGUCGAAAUAGCUGGCAACACGCUGGAAUACACCGAUGGCAAGAUUGACCUGAAUGACAUCCUGUGUAUACUGCCAGGCCAGGCACCCAACGAGCAUCGCGCACUGUUCUUCCAGGCCAAAAAAGACAGCGACGAGUCAGAAGAGCGCACAUAUCUAAAGGAGCUCGACAUAAAGAACCUACCGGCAGAGCUAUCUAGCUUCAUAACGACCGUUCCAAGCCAUCUUCAAAACACAGACAAGCCACCGGUGAUCCAAGUGGUGAUAUCCACAGGCUCAGGAACAGGCAAAGCCCAAAUCGUCUUCCAAGAUGCCAUACAGCCUCUAUUUAACUAUAUUGGACUAGAAGGCAUCGAGAUCUACGAAACAGAAUCUGCCCAAACAAUCACCGAACUGACUCGAACCAAAUUCAUCAAAUAUGCCGCCGAAGGCGUGCCCCAAACCAUUAUCCUCCUCUCAGGCGAUGGCGGCCUAAUUGACAUCCUUGACAUUUUCUACAAAUCAAAACAAACGCUGAAAGUCCCGCCUAAUAUCGUUCUCAUCCCAUGCGGGACCGGCAACGCCAUGGCGAGCUCAAUAGGGUUACGAUCUGGGCCCGUACCCGGUUUGUCUACAUUACUCCGGGGCACACCAUCUCCCAUCCCAGUCUUCGGCGCUAGAUUCUCGCCUGGGAGCCAGUUUGUCAUGGAUGAGGGUCGUCAGCGGGCGCCGAUAGACGGCGACGAUGCGGAUGCAGAUGCAAAUGCUCCGUACCGAACGGUCCACUGUGCCGUCGUUGCCAGCUGGGGUCUGCAUGCCGCGCUCGUGGCAGAUAGUGAUACAUUUGAAUACCGCAAGUUUGGUAUUGAUCGGUUUAAAAUGGCUGCUAAUGAGCUGCUUUACCCGUCGGAUGGGUCUCCGUGUCAUCGGUUCAAGGGGAGGAUCACCAUGUCGCUACGGGAUGAUGGGGCAGAGGGGGAUGUUCGUCGGGAGAUUAUGGAAAGUGAUGAGCAUAUGUAUGCGCUUGCUGCUAUGGUUCCGCGUCUCGAGAAGGAGUUUUUGAUUUCUCCUGAGUCUGUGCCGCUUAGUGGUGAGAUGAGGUUUCUUCGGUUUGGACCUAUGUUGCCGGAGGAUGCGUUGCGGUUGAUGGCUCUUGCUUAUCAAGGUGGUCAGCAUGUCACGGAGGAGACAGUGACGUAUGUCGAUAUUGAAGGGUUGAGGAUUGAUUUCUUGGAAGACGAGGAGAGAUGGAGGCGGGUAUGUAUUGAUGGGAAGAUUGUUGCAGUUGACAAGGGUGGGUGGAUGGAGUUGUAUAAAGAGCCUGCGCGGUUACUUCGAGUGAUUCAGUAG
Messenger RNA from Penicillium nucicola, 1347 nucleotides. RefSeq lists its product as uncharacterized. Gene Ontology annotation, biological process: sphingosine biosynthetic process. NCBI's taxonomy places the organism in Eukaryota, Fungi, Ascomycota, Eurotiomycetes, Eurotiales, Aspergillaceae. The record is from RefSeq and is a predicted model, not a curated record. Gene Ontology annotation, cellular component: membrane; cytoplasm; intracellular membrane-bounded organelle. The transcript has a single exon. The coding region runs from base 1 to 1347 and encodes 448 amino acids.